Messenger RNA from Salvia miltiorrhiza (redroot sage), 3135 nucleotides. RefSeq lists its product as uncharacterized. The transcript has a single exon. The record is from RefSeq and is a predicted model, not a curated record. The coding region runs from base 169 to 3135 and encodes 988 amino acids. Lineage: Eukaryota; Viridiplantae; Streptophyta; Magnoliopsida; Lamiales; Lamiaceae.
UUCAAUUUAUAGGCUGAAAUCAUGAACUGUUAGCCGCAAAGCUUGAAAAUAAAUUGCAGCAAAAGUGGAAAAAGUUUGCAGCCUUUUUUUUCUUUUUGACUAUUGCAGCCACAAUAGUUGAAUGGAGUGUUGCUGCCUCUUUUUGACUAACACAAGUCCGACGAGAGGAUGGAGAAGUUGGAGUCCAAUGCUGUUGCUGUGGGGACCCAGAUGAAGAUGUUCGAGACCCAAUUGGGUCAACUGGCCAAUGCUUUUACAAAUCUACACCAACAAGGUCAGUUUUCGAGCAAUACAACUGUUAAUCCCAAGGAGCAUUGCAAGGCAAUCAAUUUGAGGAGUGGGACUACUUAUGAGGUACCCAAGAUGCCUGAGGACGAGAUCGUGUCACCGGUUGAUGAGAAAGAAGCUGAGGAGGUCACCGUUGAGGUUUCUGGUAAAAAGAAGAAUGAAAAGCAGAAGACUACUUCGCCAGCAACAGUGACUUUGCCGUUCCCUCAGCGUCAUCAGAAAGAGAGGGUGAAACAGCAGUUCUCCAAGUUUUUGGAGAUCUUCAAGAAGUUGCACAUCAAUCUUCCAUUGGUGGAGGCGUUGCAGGAAAUGCCACAAUAUGCAAAAUUCUUGAAGGACAUCAUCUCGAGAAAGAAGAGGUUGGGAGAGUUUGAGACGGUGAAUCUCAACGAGGAGUGCAGUGCAAUCUUGCAGAAGAAGCUCCCAGCCAAGCUUAAAGAUCCAGGCAUCUUCACUAUUUCCUGCAUCAUUGGAGGCCAGCAGUUUGGGAAGGCGCUCUGCGAUUUGGGGGCAAGCAUUAAUCUCAUGCCCUUAUCUAUUUUCCAGCGGUUGGCUAUUGGAGAGAUGAAGCCGACGUCGAUCGCGUUGCAGAUGGCAGAUAGGUCGGUGACGUAUCCACGGGGGAUAGUGGAAGACAUGCUGGUGAAGGUCAAUGAGUUCAUAUUCCCAGCUGACUUUGUGGUGUUGGAUUUUGAGGAGGACAAUACCAUCCUGUUGAUCCUAGGGAGACCGUUCUUGGCCACAGGACGAGCCUUGAUAGAUGUGGCUAAUGGGGAGCUCACUUUGAGAGAGAAUGAUGAGAGCCACACUUUCUCCAUAUAUCGAGCUUUGAAGUUUUAUGAUGAGAAGGAAGACAUUGACAUGGAGGAGUGCAAGUUGCUGAGCCUAGUUGAUUCCUAUGACACACCAUCUUCAUGGAAGGGUCUCGGCGACCCUCUUGAGACUUGCAUCUCUCAUUUCUUUUUAUCUGCUGAUUUUGAUUUUCCUCUUGAUAUGCAUUUGUUUUCUGAUGAGUUGUUUGAGUGUUGUAGUGCAUUGGAGAGUGUAGCAGAGAUUGCACAUAGGAAAGGACGAUUUCUGGAGCUGCGCACCGAGGAGGAGAAGAAAAAGAUGGAGGAGGAAAAGGGGACCGCCCCAAAGCUUGAGUUGAAGCCGUUGCCGGAUCACUUGAGAUACGCCUUCCUAGGUGAUGGUAAGACGUAUCCGGUAAUUGUAUCAGCUCUUCUUACUCCUUGUGAAUUGGAUUCUUUGUUGCGUGUGUUGAGAAAGCAUAAGUCUGCUAUUGGUUGGUCGAUCUCUGAUUUGAAAGGGAUUAGCCCAAGUGUAUGCAUGCAUAGGAUUUUGCUUGAUGAUGAUGCUAGGCCUAGAGCGCAACCUCAAAGGCGCUUGAAUCCUAUUAUGCAAGAAGUCGUUAGGAAAGAAGUGUUGAAAUUGCUUGAUGCUGGGAUUAUAUAUGCUAUAUCUGAUAGUGAGUGGGUCAGUCCUACCCAAGUGGUGUCUAAGAAAGGGGGGAUGACUGUUGUGAAGGGUGAGUCUGAUGAGAUGAUUGCUACACGUGUGGUUACUGGUUGGAGAGUCUGCAUAGAUUAUCGCAUGUUGAAUGCUGCUACUAGGAGAGAUCAUUUUCCCCUUCCCUUUAUUGAUCAGAUGCUUGAUAGAUUGGCUGGGUAUGAGUUUUACUGUUUUCUUGAUGGUUAUUCUGGGUACAAUCAAAUUAUGAUUGCUCCGGAAGACCAAGACAAGACUGCUUUUACUUGCCCAUAUGGGAUUUUUGCUUAUCGUCGCAUGUCUUUUGGUUUGUGUAAUGCUCCUGCUACGUUCCAAAGAUGCAUGAUGACUAUUUUCCAUGAUCUGAUUGAGAGUGUGAUGGAAGUUUUCAUGGAUGAUUUCUCUGUGUUUGGUAGUUCCUUUGAUCAUUGUCUAGAGAAUUUAUCUGUUGUGCUUGCUCGUUGUGAGGAAACUAACUUGGUGCUUAAUUGGGAGAAGUGCCAUUUUAUGGUGCGAGAAGGCAUUGUUCUUGGCCACAAAGUUUCAGCUGCAGGUUUGGAGGUUGAUCGAGCCAAGAUUGUUGCCAUAGAGAAGCUCCCGCCACCAACCAAUGAUAGAGCUGUGCGCAGUUUCUUGGGUCAUGCCGGAUUCUACCGCCGCUUCAUCAAGGACUUCUCAAAGGUUGCCAAACCGCUGAGUCAGCUGUUGGAGAAAGAUGUCAAGUUCUAUUUUGAUGAUGCGUGCACAGCUGCGUUUGAGACUUUGAAGAAAGCCUUGGUCACAGCUCCUGUUUUGAUUGUGCCGGAUUGGACGCAACCAUUCGAGUUGAUGUGUGAUGCCAGUGAUAUUGCCAUUGGAGCUGCGUUGGGUCAGAAGAGGGACAAGAUUUUUCGUGUCAUUUAUUAUGCCAGCCGGACUUUGGAUAAAGCUCAGGCGAACUACACGGUGACCGAGAAGGAGAUGCUAGCAGUUGUGUAUGCUUUUGAUAAGUUUCGUGCAUACUUGAUCGGGACGAAAUCAAUUGUAUACACCGAUCACGUAGCCAUCCGCUUUCUCUUUGAUAAAAAGGAUGCCAAGCCACGACUCAUUCGGUGGAUCCUGUUGCUGCAAGAGUUCGAUAUAGAGAUUCGGGAUCGUCGUGGUUGUGAGAAUGUGGUUACCGAUCAUCUCUCUCGGCUAGAGAAUUCGGUGGAAGGAGAGGAACUUCAAGUUCCAAUCAAGGAGACAUUCCCGGAUGAGCAGAUUUUGCAAGUGAGCUCGCUUACACCAUGGUAUGCCGACUAUGUGAAUUUCCUGGCCGCCAAAUAUCCUCCACCCAAGGAUUCGAGUACUUAUAAGAAGAAGAAAUUCUAUUUAUGA